CAUGACUUCGCUUUCUUCGUUUUUCGUUCUUUCGCUUCAGUUCUUUUCGUGUGAUCGGCGGCAAACUGAGAAGUCAUCAUGAGCUCCAAGGUGAGCCGUGACAUGCUCUAUGACUGCGUCAACGCCCUGCUGGAGAGCUCGGCCAAGCGCCACCGCCAUUUUCUGGAGACGGUGGAACUGCAGAUUGCCCUCAAGAACUACGACCCCCAGAAGGACAAGCGUUUCUCGGGCACCGUCAAGCUGAAGCACAUUCCUCGGCCAAAGUUCCAGGUGUGUGUCUUGGGAGACCAGCAGCACUGCGACGAGGCCAAGGCCAACAACCUGCCAUGCAUGGACACUGAGGCCCUCAAGAAGCUCAACAAGAACAAGAAACUGGUAAAAAAGCUCGCCAAAAAGUAUGACGCCUUCAUGGCGUCGGAGUCGCUGAUCAAGCAGAUCCCCCGUCUGCUGGGUCCCGGCCUGAACAAGGCUGGCAAAUUCCCCACCCUUCUGACUCACAACGAGUCCAUGAUGGCCAAGCUGGAUGAAGUCAAGGCUACCAUCAAGUUCCAGAUGAAGAAGGUGCUUUGCCUGGCUGUGGCUGUGGGCAACGUGAAGAUGAGCCCAGACGAGCUGGCCCAGAACAUCAACCUGGCCAUCAACUACCUGGUGUCCCUGCUGAAAAAGAAUUGGCAGAACAUCCGCUCCCUGCACAUCAAAUCCACCAUGGGCCCACCCCAGCGCCUCUACUAGGAGCAAAGCUCAUUAAAAGUGCAUCCCUUUUUGGA
Ixodes scapularis (black-legged tick) is the source of this 767-nucleotide messenger RNA. RefSeq names its product 60S ribosomal protein L10a-2 (gene RpL10Ab). Gene Ontology annotation, biological process: translation. The transcript has 5 exons. NCBI's taxonomy places the organism in Eukaryota, Metazoa, Arthropoda, Arachnida, Ixodida, Ixodidae. Gene Ontology annotation, cellular component: large ribosomal subunit. The record is from RefSeq and is a predicted model, not a curated record. Gene Ontology annotation, molecular function: RNA binding; structural constituent of ribosome. The coding region runs from base 79 to 732 and encodes 217 amino acids.